CUGAGGAUCCUGUACUACUAAAUCGCGAUAUUGAAUUUUUAAUAACAAAUAUUACGAUAUCCAACCAAAACCGCCACGCGCAUCGCACGCGCAGCAUCCGAUACCGACACCCACGCGGUACUUUUACAUGUCAUCUUAAUCAUGCUUUAUUCCCCAUCCGACGGCCCCUAUUCCCCCACCUACCUCAAAUCUACACUCCCACCGUCCGAUCAGAUCUACCAUACACAUCGUCGCGUUUCUUUAUCAGAUCCACGCCCACCAUCUCUCCUACCACCGCACCGCGCCACCCCCCAGAUCUGAACUCUCCUCUCUGUAAAUACACGCACAAAUAUAGAAAGAGUGAGAGGGAGGAGAGAGAGAAAGUGAAGGCGCGGCGGCUAUGGUGGAGGCGCAAACAUGGAAGACGAGGCGGGGGAGCAACCCGAGGCUGGAGGCGACGGCGGACCAGGUGCUGGACAUACCGGGGACCCCACCGGGCGACGUACGGAACAGCUCAAUCACCAUCGGUUCUCGCCUCUCUCCGACUAUAUUGACAGCACUAAUCAUCGCCUCCUGGUACCUCUCCAACAUCGGAGUCCUGCUGCUGAACAAGUACCUCCUCAGCUUCUAUGGCUACCGCUACCCCAUCUUCCUCACCAUGCUGCACAUGCUAUCGUGCGCCGUCUACAGCUUCGUCUCCAUCUCCUGGCUCGAGAUCGCUCCCCGUCAGCACAUCGUCUCCCGCCGCCAGUUCCUCAAGAUCCUCGCUCUCACCGCCGUCUUCUGCUUCUCCGUCGUAUGCGGCAACACCUCCCUCCGCUACCUCCCCGUCUCCUUCAACCAAGCAAUCGGCGCAACGACGCCGUUCUUCACCGCAAUCUUCGCGUUUCUCAUCACCUGCAAGAGAGAAUCCGGCGAAGUCUACCUCGCGCUCUUGCCCGUUGUAUUUGGCAUCGUCCUGUCUAGCAACAGCGAGCCCCUGUUCCACUUAUUUGGGUUUCUUGUCUGCGUGGGCUCCACCGCCGGCCGAGCCUUGAAAUCUGUGGUCCAGGGCCUUCUUCUAACCUCCGAAGCAGAGAAAUUACACUCCAUGAACCUGCUUCUUUACAUGGCUCCAAUGGCAGCUCUGAUUUUGCUUCCUUUGACGCUCUACAUUGAGGGCAAUGUGGCGGCUAUCACACUGGAAAAGGCAAGGGCGGAUUCAUUUAUUCUGUUCCUGCUGAUUGGGAACGCGACGGUCGCGUAUUUGGUGAAUUUGACGAAUUUUUUGGUGACGAAGCACACGAGUGCCCUGACGCUGCAGGUGCUGGGCAACGCCAAGGCGGCGGUGGCGGCCUUCGUGUCGGUUUUGAUAUUCAGGAAUCCGGUGACGGCAAUGGGCACUGCGGGGUUCGCCGUCACCAUAAUGGGUGUGGUUCUUUACAGCGAGGCCAAGAAGAGAUCUAAAGCCACGAUGCACUGAUUGAUUACGUGUACGUACUGAUACGAGGUGAGGCUCUGCUUUUCUUAUUCUUCGCAUUUGCGAUUAAUUCUAAUCGGAAUUCUAAUGGGAGGAAGGGGGAAGGGUUCGGACAGAAAGUGAUGGGAUUUGAUUUGUAUAGGAUCGAUUGAUGCAGUGAAGGAAAGAUAACAUGUUUUCUGCUCUUUCCUUUGCAUUUUCUUGUGUUUUUUUUUUUUUUUUUUGCCCUUUUUGUUUAAUUGAUCUCUGUCAAUGGGGGCGGCGUUAAGAGAAUAAGAUGACUCUCACUUUCCCCUGUGUGUACGUAGCCUUACGUGUUGUUUGCCACAUUCAGAAAACCCAGGAGUCUAUUCAAAUAUUACUUUUUUGCUUGUUUGGUUGUGGAGGGAAAAUGUCUUCCCAACUUGAUCUCGUCGUAUUUCUCACCUUCCACCUUCAUCAUGUGUAAUUCCAUUCAAUUCAAUCUAAUGCAAUUAGCUGCAUUUUUGUA
Molecule: messenger RNA, 1928 nt
Organism: Malania oleifera
Lineage: Eukaryota; Viridiplantae; Streptophyta; Magnoliopsida; Santalales; Ximeniaceae
Product: probable sugar phosphate/phosphate translocator At1g12500
Exons: 1
Coding region: 380-1441 (353 amino acids)
Cellular component (GO): Golgi apparatus
Molecular function (GO): antiporter activity
Source: RefSeq, a predicted model, not a curated record